Paramecium primaurelia is the source of this 545-nucleotide messenger RNA. Lineage: Eukaryota; Ciliophora; Oligohymenophorea; Peniculida; Parameciidae. The record is from the annotation of a GenBank genome assembly.
AUGUCUCAAAUAAAUUAGAACUUAAUCGAUUCACCUUAGUUGCCAACUUCCAUGACGGAGACAUUCUUUAAAAAGUCAAUUAAUAAACAGCAUAAUAUUAGCCAGAAACCCUAUAGAAAAGUAUAAUCACUAUUUCAAUUAAACCAAAACUUGAAGGUUAAAAACUCUUUUUCUGAUACAAACAGCUUGGUGCACAUAAGAAUUAUCGAGCAUCAUCAAAAAUUGCCAAUUAUAUUAACAAUCUCGAUUCCAUAGUAAGAGCAGCAUUUGUAGUGGAGAAGUCUCAGGCUUCUUUUCGAUUUAUCUCUUGUCGCAAUUCUAAAGCAUAAGAGAAUCUUAAAUAGAUGAUUAAUAAUUUGAACAAUUUCCAAAAAGAUGAUAAUGGCAUAAAAUACUUCAAUUAAAAUCUACUCAGUUGCCGUUGCAGUUCAAGAUUAAAAUUACCUGCAGUUUCAAGAUAUUACAGAAACCCUUAUAAAUUUCAAUAUGAAUCCAGAACUAUUGAUGUAGAUAGUAAAAUGUCUCAUUCUAUAUAUUACCUUUGA